Macrosiphum euphorbiae (potato aphid) is the source of this 807-nucleotide messenger RNA. Lineage: Eukaryota; Metazoa; Arthropoda; Insecta; Hemiptera; Aphididae. The record is from the annotation of a GenBank genome assembly.
AUGUCUGACGAUAGUCAAAGUAGCGAUAAUAGUAGUAUCGAAUCUAGCGAUAGUAAUUAUCAAGUAACAGAAUUAUUUGAAAUUGAAAUAGUAGAAAUGACGAUUCCCAAAUUAACUUAUGAAUCAGGGAUUAAAUUUAUACCAAGGUACGGGGGAGAGGAAGGCGAAUUAGGCAGUUUUAUUAAAUCAUGUGAAUAUGUGAUAAAUAAUGUAGUAGAUAGUCUUCAACCAUUAAUUCUAGAAGGGAUAUUGGCAAAAUUAUCAGGUAGGGCCGAUCAGGUAACUAGGUUUAAAUCUAUUGGUACAUUUGAUGAAUUAAAAACAAUUUUAACGGAGAAUUUUGGAAUAUAUCAAACAGUGAGUCAGUUGCAAUUAGAAUUAGCAGCAUGUGUACAAACUAAGAAUGAGGGAAUAAAAGCAUAUUAUGAAAAGGUCGAAGGUAUUUGUUUUAAAUUAAUAGAGGCAAUGGUAUUAGAGAAUCCAAAAAAAGCGGAAGAGACAGUGAUAAACAAAAUAGUGAAAAGGCAAGCAUUAAAUGUAUUUGUAGCAGGACUGAGAGAACCGUAUAAUAUAUUAGUAAAGGCUCAGAGUAGAGAUACACUAAUAGAAGCAUAUCAGGUAGCAUUGGAAGAGAAAAAAGCGUUAUUAGCUCAGGAACAUAAUAGGAAACUUUUUGUGAAUAGCGACAGAGGAGUAAAACCAGGUGUUAAGUGUUUUAAGUGUAAUAAAAUAGGACAUAAGAGCUUCCAGUGUUAUAGUAAGAGUACAGGGGCAAGGAAAAAAUCAAAGUUACGAAAAAACGAAUAG